This is a messenger RNA of Panicum hallii, 1604 nucleotides long. Its product is annotated as UDP-glucose 6-dehydrogenase 1-like. Gene Ontology annotation, molecular function: NAD binding; UDP-glucose 6-dehydrogenase activity. The transcript is spliced from 2 exons. Lineage: Eukaryota; Viridiplantae; Streptophyta; Magnoliopsida; Poales; Poaceae. Gene Ontology annotation, cellular component: nucleus; cytosol. The coding region runs from base 89 to 1513 and encodes 474 amino acids. The record is from RefSeq and is a predicted model, not a curated record. Gene Ontology annotation, biological process: glycosaminoglycan biosynthetic process.
GCUGCAAUGGAAUCCGGGGAAGGGAGGAGCUGGCUACUUCUGUGAGCAGAGCAGCAGGCAAGUGAAGUGCACGCACGGGCAGGCCGCCAUGGUUAAGAUCUGCUGCAUCGGCGCUGGCUACGUCGGCGGCCCGUCCAUGGCCGUCAUCGCGCUCAAGUGCCCGGCCAUCGAGGUCGCCGUCGUCGACGUCUCCCGCCCGCGCAUCGACGCCUGGAACAGCGACCGCCUCCCGGUCCUCGAGCCGGGCCUCGACGCCGUCGUCAGGGCCUGCCGCGGCCGCAACCUCUCCUUCAGCGCCGACGUCGACCGCCACGUCGCUGACGCCGACAUCGUCUUCGUGUCCGUCAACACGCCCACCAAGGCCCGGGGCCUCGGCGCCGGCCGGGCCGCCGACCUCGCCUACUGGGAGAGCGCGGCGCGCGUGGUCGCCGCCGCGUCGCGCUCCGGCAAGAACAAGAUCGUCGUCGAGAAGUCCGCCGUCCCGGUCAGGACCGCCGAGGCCAUGGAGCGGAUGCUCCUCGCGCACAGCGGCGGCGGCGGCGCCACGUUCCAGGUCCUGUCCAACCCGGAGUUCUUCUCCGAGGGCACCGCCGUGCGGGACCUGCUCUGCCCCGACCGCGUGCUCAUCGGAGGCCGGGACACUGACGCCGGCAGGAGCGCCGUGCGCGCGCUAAGGGACGUGUACGCGCACUGGGUCCCCGAGGACCGGAUCGUCACCACCAGCCUCUGCUCGGCGGAGCUGUCCAAGCUCGCCGCGAACGCGCUCCUGGCGCAGAGGGUCUCGUCGGUCAACGCCAUCUCCGCGCUGUGCGAGGCCACCGGCGCCGACGUCUCGGACGUGGCGCGCGCCGUCGGUUGGGAUGACCGCGUCGGGGACGGCUUCCUGAACGCCGGCGUGGGGUUCGGCGGGUCGAGCUUCCAGAAGGACGUUCUGCGCCUGGCGUACGCCUGCGAGUGCAACGGGCUCCCGGAGGCGGCCGACUACUGGCGGCAGGUGGUCGCCGUGAACGAGUACCAGAAGAGCCGGUUCGUGCGUCGCGUGGUGUCGUCCAUGUUCAACACGGUGGCCGGAAAGAAGGUGGCCGUGCUGGGGUUCGCGUUCAAGAAGGGCGUCGGCGACACGAGGGAGUCGCCGGCGGUCGACGUGUGCAGGGGCCUGCUGGGCGACAGGGCCCACGUCAGCGUGUACGACCCGGCGGUGAGCGAGAAGCAGAUACGGAGGGACACGGCGUCGCCGGCGGCGGCGAAGGCGCAGGCGCAUCAGCAGGUACUCGUGGCGAGGGACGCGUACGAGGCCGCCGAGGGCGCGCACGGGCUCUGCGUCCUGACGGACUGGGACGAGUUCAGGACGCUCGACUACCGGCGGAUCUUCGACGGCAUGCAGAGGCCGGCGUUUGUCUUCGACGGCCGCGGCGUCGUCGACGUCGGGAAGGUCAGGGAGAUCGGCUUCGUCGUCUACUCGGUCGGCAAGCCGUUGGACCCCUGGCUCAAGGGACUACCAGCGGUGGCUUAGCCCAUUUCUGUUGCAGAAUCCGGCUAAGCUCUCUCUGUUUUUAUCCUAACGAAGCUUCAAAAACAUGAGCGCUUACAUAGAUAUCAUAUUU